AUGUGCCUGAAUUUCGGCGUGGCGCCGAAUCCCAUGUACGGGGUGACGGUCAAGGCAUUCUCCAACUUCUUCGUGGGCAUCAUCCUGCUUCUGGGCGUUUCCCGCUUGGCCACGCUGUGCUGCUCGAGGCUUUGCCCGCCUGAACGGUUCAACGCCUACACGGGCACGCCCGUGCGCCAGAACGGCGAGGAAGAUAACGAGGACUUGCUUCGUGAAGCGGCUACCUCAUCCGACGAGGGUCCUGGGUACAUGCCGCCUUUGUAUCCGGGCGACAAGGUGAGAUAUUCUUCUGGGCAGGUCGGCAUUGUGGUCCAACGUUAUGAGAUGAACGACGACUAUCCCGGCAAAGCAACCUAA
Prorocentrum cordatum is the source of this 357-nucleotide messenger RNA. The record is from the annotation of a GenBank genome assembly. NCBI's taxonomy places the organism in Eukaryota, Dinophyceae, Prorocentrales, Prorocentraceae.